UAAAAAAUAAAUAAAUAUUGAAGAAAAAAAAGAAUUAGAAUGACAAAUGGGGUAGAUGGAGGAAGAUCGUCAUCAUCAAGUGUAGGAAGUUUAGGGUCAUUGGUUGUAAGAUCAUCGAGUAAUGGCAGUUUACAACCAAAUGAGCCAUUGAUUUCACCACCACCAGUUUCUUCUAAGAAAGUUUUUAUUGGGAAUAAAGAUAAAGAGUAUUAUAAUUAUUAUUAUUAUAGCCAUUAUUAUACUAAUAGUUAUAGUAAUAUUACUAGUAGUAAUAGUUAUAGUAAUGUCUCAUUUAUUUGGAGUUGGAUCUUUAAAUUUGUACCUAGAAAGAAAGUUGGAAUGCUGCUUUUGUCACUUGCUUCAUUUGCAGCUAUGUUAUGGAUACUUUAUAUUGCUAAAGGUGAAGUUUACCAGACGAGCAAUUCGUCUCUAAGAUUUUCUGGAUAUUCACAAAUUAUUGAUGAAAGAAGAGCUCAAAAGUUGAAUUCUACUUUAAUGAAUGAUCAAACGAGGCUCACAGUACAUGAUGAUAACAGGAUUGAACCCCACCCUCCUCCACCUCCAACCACGACCACCCACGCACCUCCGCCGCCUGUUUAUUUCAGAGGAUACACUCUUCCUCCUGGAAAUCCUUGUGAGACCUUCACAUUGCCACCUCCACCAGCAGACAAGAAAAGGACAGGCCCACGUCCUUGUCCGGUGUGUUACCUGCCUGUGGAAGAUGCUAUAGCUUUAAUGCCAACAUAUCCAUCAUAUUCUCCGGUGCAUAAUCUAACUUACAUCCAUGAUGAGAGUUUAAUUAGAAGUGAAUUUGGAGGAUCGGAUUUUGGUGGAUAUCCUUCCUUAAAGCAAAGAGCUGAAUCUUAUGAUAUAAAAGAGUCCAUGGCCGUGCAUUGUGGAUUUGUCAGAGGAGAUAGGCCUGGGCGCAAUUCAGGAUAUGACAUUAGUGAUUCAGAUCUUUUUCAUAUGGAUCAGUGUCAUGGAGUGGUGGUGGCAUCAGCAAUAUUUGGAGCUUAUGACUUGAUUCAACAACCAAUGAACAUUAGCGAAACUUCAAAGCAAAGUGUGUGCUUUUUCAUGUUUAUCGAUGAAGAAACAGAAGGGUUUAUGAGGAAUUCAAGUUAUCUGGAUGAUAGCAAGAAGAUAGGCUUGUGGAGAGUUGUUGUUAUCCACAACCCCCCAUACAUUGACCCAAGGCGCACCGGAAAGGUUCCAAAGCUUCUAUCACACAGGCUUUUCCCGAAUGCUCGGUACUCUAUAUGGUUGGAUGGAAAACUUAAGCUUGUAGUUGACCCUUAUCAAAUACUUGAAAGGUUUUUGUGGAGAGAAAAUGCCAGUUUUGCAAUAUCCAGGCAUUAUAAGCGCUUUGACGUGUUUCAAGAAGCCGAAGCUAAUAAGGUGGCUGCAAAAUACGACAAUGCCUCCAUUGAUUUCCAGAUUGACUUUUACAAAAAGGAGGGUUUGACCCCGUAUUCAACUGCCAAGCUUCCUAUUAGAAGUGAUGUACCGGAAGGAUGUGUGGUAAUAAGAGAACAUGUUCCCAUCUCCAAUCUCUUUGCAUGUCUUUGGUUUAAUGAAGUUGACCGCUUUACUUCAAGAGACCAGAUAAGUUUUUCCACAGUGCGGGACAAGAUCAGGUCAAAGACGAAUUGGACUGUAAACAUGUUUUGGGAUUGUGAAAGGCGAAACUUUGUACUUCAGGGAUACCAUAGAGACGUUAUGGAGCAUUGGGCUCCACCACCACCCCGUCCUGGCACACCUGUUAUCAAUUCUCGUUCUUCUCUUCUUAUUGAUGAACUACAAAAAAAUUCCACAGUAUUAAAUGUAAGUAAUCCAAAGAAGACACCAUCAAGAAAACACCGACGAGACAAAAAAUCAAGUUCUAGGGGGCACAGAAAAGUUGCUGCGGGAACAAGAAGCACCAUUACGCGAAGUUAAAAUUAAAUGCAAGCAAAGGAAAUCAUUCUUACCUUCAUUGUUUAAUUAGAGAAGUCAUUUUUGGUCUAGGAAAAUCGAUUGAAGAUGAGAAUUCUUCGUUAUACAUACAUGUUUUCUUUUUCUUAGUUGACCAGUGACACAUUUUUUUGCUGUAUAUACAAUUUUGAAAAUAUUAUAAUAAUCCGUUAAUUGCACGUCUA
Molecule: messenger RNA, 2138 nt
Organism: Erigeron canadensis
Lineage: Eukaryota; Viridiplantae; Streptophyta; Magnoliopsida; Asterales; Asteraceae
Product: probable hexosyltransferase MUCI70
Exons: 9
Coding region: 40-1938 (632 amino acids)
Source: RefSeq, a predicted model, not a curated record